CAAUCUAGAGCUCUGCCAUUAGAUGGCGGGAAUCCAAAUCCAAUUAACAAUUCUUUGAAUGCUAGUUCAUCUCCCGUCGGCGGCGGAAAUGGUCAGCCACGGCAAGAUAACCUCUUUCCGCCGAUGACAAACCAACCAACUCCUCACCGCAUGAAUCGCGGCGAGAUUCCUGCCACUUCUCAAGUGGAAGGGAUACCCAAUGUGGGAGUUGGAUAA
Linum tenue is the source of this 216-nucleotide messenger RNA. The record is from the annotation of a GenBank genome assembly. Lineage: Eukaryota; Viridiplantae; Streptophyta; Magnoliopsida; Malpighiales; Linaceae.